Microstroma glucosiphilum is the source of this 826-nucleotide messenger RNA. RefSeq names its product ATP12-domain-containing protein. Bases 16 to 744 code for a protein of 242 amino acids. Gene Ontology annotation, cellular component: mitochondrion. The record is from RefSeq and is a predicted model, not a curated record. The transcript has 2 exons. Gene Ontology annotation, biological process: mitochondrial proton-transporting ATP synthase complex assembly. Lineage: Eukaryota; Fungi; Basidiomycota; Exobasidiomycetes; Microstromatales; Microstromataceae.
CGCGCUUCAGCGCAAAUGCGUCGAUUCUGGAAAUCAGUCUCUCUCCGCUCCACACCCACACACUACGAGAUUCAACUAGAUCAAUCCCGCUCACUUCGCACUCCCUCCGGCUCACUCCUCGCUGUGCCCCUACAUCACCCCUUGUUGGCUCGGCUAAUUGUGCAUGAAUGGGACUCUCAGCAGAGGUUGAUCAAGAGUCAUGCGUUGCCACUGACAAGUCUUGUGGCAAGGGCGAUUGAUGGAUUUGCUGAGGAGGGGGAGAGGAAGAUGGCGGUGGAGGAGAUGCUCAAGUAUGCGCAGACGGAUACGAUCUGCUUCCACGAAUCGUCACCGAAGGCUCUAGUGCGUCUACAGGCAGAGCACUGGGAUCCACUUUUAGACUGGGUCUCCUCUCGCUUCGGACAUCGUCCCAGCACUGCUCAGGAUACGCUAGUCAUCAACCAACCUCCCGAGCUGAUCACUUCCCUGCGUUCUCACCUGCAAGGACUAGAUGCGCUUCACCUCGCCUGUCUGGAGAAAUCGCUGCAUCUGACCAAGAGUCUCUACCUCUCUCUUGCGCUGCUAGAGGGUAGAUUGGGAGUGGAAGAGGCAAUGAAGGCCGCUUGGGUUGAGACGAAUGCACAGGUGGAGACGUGGGGGGAAGUGGAGGACUCUCAUGAUGUGGGAUGGGCUGAGCUGGGUAGGGAGCUGGGCGCUGUAAGGCUCGCAGUGGUAAGCAGUCCUGCAGGAGCAGCGGCGAUGUAAAAAGGCGGGAGCAGCCGUGAUCGCUCUCAGUCAAUUGUACAGACUUGACGCUUCUCAGUAGUAAAGAUGCAUGAAUAGUGUG